GAGGAAGGAAUUUUUAUCUCACAGAGUGGCUUCGCAAAGGAGGUCCUGAAGAAGUUUAAGAUGGAGAGCUGUAAUCCUGUGAGCACACCAGCAGAGUGCGGAUUAAAGUUAUCCAAGGAUGAUAAAGGAGAGAAGGUAAACUCAACGGAGUUUAGAAUUGGAUUGGUCAGCAGAUACAUGGAGGCGCCAACUAUGUCACACUGGAACGCUGCCAAGAGGAUACUGCGCUACAUAAAAGGUACAAUCGAUCAUGGUUUGCUUUAUACUAAGUCAGAAAAUUUCAAAUUGGUUGGAUACUGCGAUAGUGAUUGGGCAGGAGACGUGGAUGAUCGCAAGAGCACUACAGGAUUUGUAUUUUUCCUGGGAGAUACAGCU
Messenger RNA from Linum tenue, 375 nucleotides. The record is from the annotation of a GenBank genome assembly. NCBI's taxonomy places the organism in Eukaryota, Viridiplantae, Streptophyta, Magnoliopsida, Malpighiales, Linaceae.